ACGUGUUUUAUCCGGCCGGUUGGGAUACGCUUCGGGGAGCACUAGUGUGUAUCGAAUGUGCGGCGAUAAACUGUGAUUGUCACUCGUCACGUAUCAACCGCGCCGAAAUACUUUACAUAGCCCUCAGUUGAAUCAAGUGACGGACGGAACAUCACCGCUUUUGCUGCCAUCAUGGUCAACGACUCACAAGAUUCACUUGUUCCUGCCACUGAAGUUGCAAUCAGCGCCGCAUUUCUUUGCGUCGUUAACAUUGGAAUUAUCAUUGGCAAUUUUCUCGCCUUAAUUGUUGUAUGGCGCACAUCGAAACUUCACGAACCGAAUUAUUUCUUUCUUUGCAAUCUGAGCGUUGCGGAUUUGCUCGUCGGAAUGAUCUAUUGCCCUCUAUUGAUGGCAAGUGUAAUCAAACAGUCUUGGGUGUUUGGAAAUCUUUUAUGCCGCGCACACUCGGUUAUUGUAACCGCUUCUUUGAAUGCGUCGUUGAUGAAUCUGUGCGCAAUUUCAGUUGACAGAUAUUUUUUUAUCACAAGACCUUUGCGUUACACAGAAAUCGUCACUCCUCGCAGGACAUUUAUCACCAUUGCGUUGGUUUGGUUUCAUUCUAUUUUCUGGGCGAUCGCGCCCAUAUUCGGUUGGGGUCAAUUGGUAUAUGAGGGAAGUACUGCCACUUGCAAGCCAAAUUGGAAUGGAGAAGGACUUGGGGACAAAUCGUACGCUCUUUCUUUGGGGUUGGUUUGUUUUCUUGUCCCCGUUCUAAUUAUGAUCCUUGCAUAUUCAAUGAUCUACAAAGCUGCGCGGAAGCAAUUGCAGAAUAUGCAGAUUCCUGGUUUGACUAAAGAACAAUCCAUGAGAAGAAACAAAGCAACAAAAACUGUCCUCGUAAUAAUUGGAAUGUUUUGUCUCUGCUGGUCUGUGUACACUCUUGUGUCAGUUUGGAAACUUUUUGCGGUGUUAUCUGACCUCCCUCCGCGAUUGGUUCGCAUUGGAUUAUACCUCGCCGUUUCUAACAGCUGUAUGAACUUCUAUGUUUAUGCCAUAAGGGACAAGGUUUUCAGAAAGGGACUUCGCAAUUUGUUUUUUCCACACCGCAGCUUUUAUCACGAGCAAAAGAAUCGUUCAAAUGAACUGAGUCGAACAGCGCGCACAAUGCAGAAACAGUCACUUGCAGUCGAUUCGCCAGCGUCUCGGAAAACUUUUACUCUUCAAACAACUGUAUGAUUAGAUUUCCGGUAAAAGUGGGUCUAUUUGUUUUUCCUAUGAGGUCAAAUCCACUGCUUGAUGGGAGAGGAAGUCAAGUGAACACAGGAAAUGACGUCAUUUUUAAACUCCUCGUUGGCACGCGAUUCCGUGUAAUAAGUUAAUGUGUUACGAUUCCUCCAACAUCGUCUCGUAAAAAUCUCAGAGAUGUCUCCUAAAAUGGAGGUAAAAAUUUAAGGAAAAGAACAAUGUGGAGGGAAGAAAUGUUGAAGCAAUAUAUAAUUAUUUAACUAAAGCGCUGACUCUUCUCUUCCACGAGUGGCUAAAAGGGAAAUUCUUCGCAAAAUAUCAAAGAAUUUCUGGCAGAUCAGUGAUGAGUAGAUAUUGAGUGAUGUAACAUCAAAUUCUCAGAAGUAUCAUUUUGAUAAAGAAUCAGUAGUCAUUGUUAAGAACUGAUAUUAAGAUAUUGGGUGUAAAAAGGUGGAGGCAAAUACACAGCAUCAUUUUGACUUGUUUUUUUUGUUUUUUCGGAGAGGGAGAUGACUACUGUCCAUUUAAAAUAGAGCAAUAAAUGAUAGUUUGUUACGUUAAAAAAACACGAGAAAGAUAAAAAUAAGUCAUGGGGAAAUGGGUGUUUGAGGAUGGAGGAAGACUAGUACGGAUUUCAAAUGAUAAACUUGAAACAGAAAUCAGCUAUGACUCAUCUUCAUUCUCCUGCGAUGAUGCUGGUCUCUGGGUGGUCUAAAGCCUUUAAAUAUAUCCGUUAACCUUUCGAUAAGGCUUGCUUGGGUGUUUCACUUAAAGCUGACGUAUUUAAGAAAUUAUAUAUUGGAUUUGAGUCUUGACAAGGAGUAACUUUCUUGAACCUGCUUGGUUCAUUAAUAACAUUGCGGGGGAAGUGCGUGGGAAAGAUCUCGCCCCUCGGUACGAGUGUUUCCUAAAGCUGAUUUCUGUAACUCGCACAAUGGAAUAAGUUAAGAGAGACACCUCGCUCUGUAAC
Molecule: messenger RNA, 2194 nt
Organism: Pocillopora verrucosa
Lineage: Eukaryota; Metazoa; Cnidaria; Anthozoa; Scleractinia; Pocilloporidae
Product: rhodopsin, GQ-coupled-like
Biological process (GO): G protein-coupled receptor signaling pathway; cellular response to light stimulus; phototransduction
Cellular component (GO): plasma membrane
Molecular function (GO): G protein-coupled photoreceptor activity
Source: RefSeq, a predicted model, not a curated record